This is a messenger RNA of Lathyrus oleraceus (garden pea), 1129 nucleotides long. Its product is annotated as 6,7-dimethyl-8-ribityllumazine synthase, chloroplastic. Lineage: Eukaryota; Viridiplantae; Streptophyta; Magnoliopsida; Fabales; Fabaceae. Gene Ontology annotation, cellular component: riboflavin synthase complex; intracellular anatomical structure. The transcript is spliced from 9 exons. The record is from RefSeq and is a predicted model, not a curated record. Gene Ontology annotation, biological process: riboflavin biosynthetic process. Gene Ontology annotation, molecular function: 6,7-dimethyl-8-ribityllumazine synthase activity. The coding region runs from base 184 to 870 and encodes 228 amino acids.
AGCAUCUGAGACAUUGGAAUGAUCUGACGGCCCAUAAUGAGUCAUUUUUAAACCUGCAUCUUUCACUCUUUUAUCUCCAGUCAAACGCCAACAUUUGAAUCUCCAUCUCCGCAGUCACCCUCCGUUCCAUUUCCGGUGAAAAGCAUCUCUGCCGUCACCCUCCGCUCCAUUUCCGCUUCCAUAAUGGCUUCAUUUGUUUCCACCGAUUGUUUCCUUCCCGCACUUAAGUCUCAGCUUGGAUUUCUGAAUCAUGAUGCCCAAGAUCACUCUUCCGGUAGUAUUAGCGUCUCACGUCUUCAUAAAGCCCCUAAAAGCCCCUUUUUGCUUUCUUCGCGAGCUUUAGAUGUUAAACCACAGGUUCAGAGCACGGGUCGAUCAUCUUUUUCGCAGACAGCUGCUGUGAAGCAUCUGACGGGCUCUGUUACCAGGACUGAGGGACUCCGUUUUGCCGUGGUUGUUGCACGGUUUAAUGAAAUAAUCACCAGGCCGCUCUUGGAGGGAGCUUUGGGCACUUUCAAGAAUUAUUCAGUUCAAGAUGAAGACAUUGAUGUUGUGUGGGUUCCGGGUUGUUUUGAAAUUGGUGCUGUUGCAACAAGACUUGGUAAAUCAGGCAAAUAUCAUGCCAUCAUAUGCAUAGGAGCCGUGAUAAGAGGAGAUACAACUCACUAUGACGCAGUUGCUAAUUCAGCAGCAUCUGGAGUGCUUUCAGCUGGUCUAAACUCAGGUGUUCCAUGCAUAUUUGGAGUCCUAACAUGUGAGGACAUGGAUCAGGCUAUAAAUCGAGCUGGUGGAAAAUCUGGGAAUAAGGGUGCUGAAGCUGCACUGACUGCUAUUGAGAUGGCAUCUUUGUUCGAGCAUCAUCUGAAGUAGUCAUGUUUUGGAACGGUGGGCUAAUCCCUAUUUUCAUCUCCAGAAGGGUUAUGUCUUGUUCAACGGUAUUCAGAUCUUCUCAAACUACUGCAGCUUAUAAAUAAGCAGAAGAUUAGUGCUUUUUCUUCCCAUUAAUUUGAGUUUGUAUGGGCACUGUUCAGGGAUGGGAAAAAGUUUUAUGUAACAACAAAUGUAGAAUAGAAUAACAUUUCUUUCUUUCUUUUUGCUCAAAUUAGUCUAUUGUUUGUGUUUUUGUUCA